UCCCUUACGUAGGGCUCUCACGGGAUCCUUCUAGACAACAGCAGGUACCUGUGAAGGCGAACAAUUCAACAACAAACAGCCUGUCGGAGCCAGAGAGCAAAAAGAAGGCAAGGGAUUUAUCCAUUGUCCACUACCAGCUUCUCCUUGGGCCUUUCUCCAUUGCUGGUUCCUCACCUGUCAGACCCAGGUCCAUCCUGUCUCCAGCCAAGCUCAUAAGGUGACAGGUGGGUGUCCCUGGACCACCCCAGACCUCCUCUCAAAUAGGUAUCCAUGGACCUUACAUCAUCAAUCACCUUCUGGAUGCUGUAGACUGUCACCUUCCAGGUCGGUUUUCUUUGCAGGUAACCCGAGAAGGUCUCUUCUAUAGCGGCAUUGCCAGCCAGUCUCAUUUCCGUAAAGAGGAGCUGCAUAAGAAUUCCUUAUCUAGACACUCACAUUGCCGGAAUAUUUUUCCAGGCCUACCUGCCUGAUCUUGCUCUGUUUGGAUGUACUUCAGCUCCCAUUGUGUUGCAUCCCUCUGUUUAUCAUUUUGAAUCCUCACAUUGUCCAUUCUUGUAAAAGACAGCUUGUCUUUGGGUGUUGCCACCCAUAAGUCAUCCUCCCUGACCCUCCCAGAGGACAGUGGAAGAAGACUGUGUCCCCAUCGACUACGCUAAGGACCAUCCACCAUGGCCUCCGCUGGGCUGGAGAUUUUGGCCAUGGGCCUAUGCAUCUUUGGCUGGGUGGGGAGCAUCCUCUCCUGUGCCCUGCCCAUGUGGAGGGUCUCAGCUUUUAUUGGAAACAACAUUGUGGUGGCGCAGAUUAUCUGGGAGGGGCUGUGGAUGAACUGCAUUGUGCAGAGCACAGGCCAGAUGCAGUGCAAGAUCUAUGACUCCAUGUUGGCUUUGUCACAGGAUGUCCAAGCCGCCCGGGCUCUUAUGGUGGUCUCUGUGGUGUUGGCAUUUCUAGCUUUGUUGGUGGGCAUCAUGGGAGCCAAGUGUACCAAUUGUGUGGAGGAUGAAGCGGCCAAGGCGCGCAUUGUCAUCACCUCAGGCUCCCUCUUCAUCAUCUCAGGGCUCCUCACUCUCAUCCCUGUGUGUUGGUCAGCCAACUCCAUCAUCCGCGACUUCUUCAACCCAGUGGUGGUUGAGCCACUCAAGAGGGAGCUGGGAGCUGCUCUUUAUGUCGGCUGGGCAGCUUCGGCACUGCUGUUCCUGGGAGGGUCGCUUCUGUGCUGCUCCUGCCCACCAAGGGAGGAUCGCUACCCAGCCCGCAUUGGCUACUCUGUCCCUGCCAGAUCCAGUGCACCUCCGGGCAGUGGGAUUGACAAGCGGGACUACGUAUAAAUAGCUGUUUUCUUUGUGUGUGUGCAUGCAUGUGGAGAUAUAUGGACUUGCCAGAUGUUGCUACGCCCAUACCCUGAUGGAAAUUACUGGCCCAGGGACUUUUACAGUUAAGAAGUGGAACAAAGGCCAUCAGUCUGGGUUGUGUCCUCUGAUAUCUGGUAAUUCUUGUGUGUGUGUGUGUGUGUGGGUGUGUGUGUGUGUACACGCACGUGAUUGCACGGGCAGGUUAAUAUGUCAGACUGAACAAGUGGGAGAUUGUGAAGACCUGAACAAAUAAAGGUAUAUGCAACAGAAUGAGCAAACAAUUCUGAAAGAGACAAAUGCUCCAGCAAGUACAAGAGGGAUGCAAAAACAGGUGGCUGAACAAACCAGAGCAGGAAGAUAGGAUAAGUAUCCAUUCCAGACAAGUUAAUGGCUAAGCAAGCAGCAUGGAUGAGUGAGAAUAUAUAGACACUUAGGAAGGAAGGAAGGAAGGCAAGAACAGAACAAAGGAAUGGAGAAAUUAAAUAUGAGAGAAGCAGGAAACAAUAUUGAGAAUUGGCCACACUGUAAAAAAACAAACUGAUGCGUUCAGGAUUCAAAGUAGAAGAAAUGAGGGGAAAUAGAAAGCUGAAGAACCAGGGAUGGAAUAUUAAAAUGAAGAAGUGGGUAAUGGAUGCUUUUAUGGCUGAAAGAAAUUAGAGAAUGAAUGGGACUGGGUGUCUGAAAACGAAAUGGAAUCUUAAGAAGAAAUGGACAGAUAAAGUAAACCGAGCCACAAUUUGACACUGAGUGGAAAUGAAUUGGUAUGGAAGUGAAUACUGGAGGGAAGGCUGCACCAUGAGGUUUGGGCAGGAAUGGUAGGAGGAAAUGGCUACCAAGAAACAAAAGGAUUAGGUUGGUGAGUGUAUGUGGAGUGGUGGGGUUGCAAAAGACCCUGGCCCUGCCUUGCCUUGAACUGGUGCGCUUUGCUCACUGGUUAAUAAUUUGCAAAGGGAUUGGCUUUUUCUCAGGGGCCUGAACAAACAGAGAGGGCUGUUUUUACCCCAGGUGCCCACCUUACAGAAUGCAAGGAGGAAAUCUGUCUCUUCCAUACUCAAGCGCAUUAUAUCCCGCUUUCCUCAUAAAGUCUAGAAACAGAAGGCCUGAGGUGUUAGGGCUCCCCAUUCAUUCUGGUAUUGAAUCUGGUGUGAACAUGUGGAUAGGGUUGACAGACUGAAAACUGGAGAGGAGUCCUCUACCUUUAAUGGUUGUGUAGAAGAGAGAAUUUCAGCAGGUGUUGCUUGUCAUUAAACCAUAAACAACACCUGCUGAAAUUUCCUCUUCUAUACAACCAGUAAAGGUACAGGAGCCUUUUCCAGUUUACACACUUACAUCCAUACAACAACAAAAGAUUUAUGGCCUCACCUUCCCUGCCUCCAUCCCACAGAUGUCCUGAGGGGAAAGGUAUGGGAAGAUUUCAGAGAUAUCCAUGUGAGCCUUUCCAUUGUGACCUUCUCUCAGUCCAGCACUGCAAUUCAAGUUAUUGGUACCUGUAUCAGAUAUAUAAGAUAAAUAUUUGUAACCCA
This is a messenger RNA of Sceloporus undulatus (fence lizard), 2872 nucleotides long. Its product is annotated as claudin-9-like. Lineage: Eukaryota; Metazoa; Chordata; Lepidosauria; Squamata; Phrynosomatidae. Gene Ontology annotation, molecular function: structural molecule activity. Gene Ontology annotation, cellular component: plasma membrane; bicellular tight junction. Bases 669 to 1325 code for a protein of 218 amino acids. Gene Ontology annotation, biological process: bicellular tight junction assembly; cell adhesion. The transcript has a single exon. The record is from RefSeq and is a predicted model, not a curated record.